UUAAAAUCAAUCCACACAUUUUUUAUGUUUUCCAUUGCUCGUUUUUGUUUCUCUUUUGUUAAAAUUACUAUCUAUUUGGUACAAAUAAAAAAAAUUUGAUGAUGAGUGAAGAAGUAAUUGACAAGAACACUUCCUUGUCAAGUCUUAGUUACCCAAAGCACAUACCAGAGAUUAAGUUCGGUCCUAUCAAGGACGAAAUGGGUUUCACGCUCAGCGAAAGAUUAGCCCUCAGACAGGCGUGGAACUUGGUCAGACCCUUUGAGCGGCGCUACGGUCAGGACGUAUUCUAUAGCUUCUUAAAUGAUUACUAUUGGGGUAUUAAGAAGUUCCGGAACGGAGCUGAGCUCAACGUGAAAGCCCUGCACUUGCAUGCCCUGCGAUUUAUCAACUUUUUUGGACUUCUAAUCGAGGAGAAGGAUCCAGUAGUGUUCCAGCUGAUGAUAAACGACAACAACCACACUCACAGUCGCUGCCAAGUGAGCUCCGUUUAUAUUGGGCAUCUGGCCCAGGCCCUGGUGGACUAUGUGCUGAAGGUGUUCCACAAGGUGAGCUCCCCCUCGCUGGAACGGGGUUUGAGCAAACUCGUGGAGAAGUUCCAGAACUACCAGGACCAGCAGUCGAAUACCUCCGGAUACAAUCGCCUGAGCAAGGUCAAUUUUGAGUCACGACCGCCCAGAGGCAACCCAUAGGAAGCCCAAAGGAACCUCAGUGGAAACCAACCGGAAUCCCAUAGGAAACCCAAAGGAAACCAAGUGGUAGUCCAGGCCAUGAAUCGGAUUUGGAAUUAUAUCGGACUGCGCCAUUCUGCCGCUGUCUCUGCCGCAGCCACUGC
Drosophila sechellia is the source of this 832-nucleotide messenger RNA. RefSeq names its product globin 3 (gene glob3). Gene Ontology annotation, molecular function: oxygen binding; heme binding. Lineage: Eukaryota; Metazoa; Arthropoda; Insecta; Diptera; Drosophilidae. The coding region runs from base 99 to 689 and encodes 196 amino acids. The transcript is spliced from 3 exons. The record is from RefSeq and is a predicted model, not a curated record.